Molecule: messenger RNA, 1467 nt
Organism: Colletotrichum higginsianum IMI 349063
Lineage: Eukaryota; Fungi; Ascomycota; Sordariomycetes; Glomerellales; Glomerellaceae
Product: MIP family channel protein
Exons: 2
Coding region: 1-1467 (488 amino acids)
Biological process (GO): transmembrane transport
Cellular component (GO): plasma membrane
Molecular function (GO): water channel activity
Source: RefSeq, a predicted model, not a curated record
AUGUCAGGCCAGCAGACAGGACACUUGAAAGCCCCUGAGGGUGAGCCCUCUCCCGUAUCACCAGCAACAGCAGUCGACCCCAACGCCUUCUCGGACGAAGACAACCAGACGCAGUCCCCGAGAUUCGUCUCGCACUCACAGCAACCCUCGAGAGGAGGCUCGCGAUCAGUCCGCCGCAAUAACACCAACACCGGCCGCGGAGGGAGGGAGUCCGUUGACGACAACAACCCUCCGCCCACUGGCGUCUCGGUCAAGUCCAACCGGCCCCUGAGAGAAGGCGGCGCCCGCUUCGGAGACUACGACGACGAAUCCGACACGGACCGGUACUGGGACAGUAACGACCGGCAUCCGGACUACAGCGGCGGCCGAGCACCCCGUACACGGCCGCCCCGCGCGCACCUCAACCGGCCGCAACCCUACUUCAACUACGACGCGCAGACGGAGGCCAAGGACUACUACGAGGAGACGCGGUCCUACGAACCCGGCGACUACGGCGGCAGACCGCCCUCCCGCAGGAUGUACGACGAGGAGAUGGCGGGCUACCCGCGCAGCGGCGUGGCGGUCCGCAGCACCAACGGCGAACAGGCGCGCAUCGACUGGCACAACCUGUCGCGGGAGGAGAAGGCGCAGGUGAUGCGUCUGCCGCUGACGCAGUGGAUGAACUCGGACCUCAAGAACCACUUCGUGGCCAGCCUCGGCGAGCUCGUCGGCACGACCAUGUUCCUCUUCUUCGCCUUCGCCGGCACCGGGGUGGCCAACAUCCAGUCGGCCGAUAGCAACUCGACGGGCCUCCUCACGAGCAAGCUGCUCUACAUCUCCAUCAUCUUCGGCUUCUCCCUCAUGGUCAACGUCUGGAUCUUCUUCCGCAUCAGCGGCGGCCUCUUCAACCCGGCCGUGACGCUCGGCAUGGUCCUCGUCAAGGCCAUCCCGCCCGCCCGCGCCGCGUGCCUGUUCGUGGCCCAGAUCCUGGGCGGCAUGCUCGCCUCGCUCAUCGUGCGCUUCCUGUUCCCGGAGAAGUUCAACGUGCGCACGUCGCUCAGCGGCGGCGCCACGCUGGUCCAGGGCGUCUUCAUCGAGGCCAUCCUGACGGCCGAGCUCGUCUUCACCAUCUUCAUGCUGGCCAAGGAGAAGCACCGCGCCACCUUCAUCGCCCCCGUCGGCAUCGGCCUGACCCUCUUCAUCGCCGAGAUGGUGGGCGUGCAGUUCACCGGCGGCUCGCUGAACCCGGCCCGAAGCUUCGGGCCCUGCGUCAUCACGGCAACCUUUGAGGACGAACACUGGAUCUAUUGGGUCGGACCUUGCUUUGGUGCAUUGAUCGCUGUCGUCUUUUACAAGUUCAUCAAGACGCUUGAGUACGAGAUGGCCAACCCGGGCGCCGACGGCGACCCGGAGAAUGACCCUACUCAGAACCCGGCCAAGCUGGCAGAGCUGCGUCUGGCUCGCUCCAAGUCUGCCAAGCAGGGUUGA